UCCAGCCUCGGCCUCGGACCCUGAAGCCGCCGUGAUGUUGAUGCCCAAGAAGAACCGGAUUGCCAUUUAUGAACUCCUUUUUAAGGAGGGGGUUAUGGUGGCCAAGAAGGAUGUCCACAUGCCCAAACACCCCCAGCUGGCAGACAAGAAUGCGCCCAACCUUCAGGUCAUGAAGGUCAUGCAGUCUCUCAAGUCUUGGGGCUACGUGAAGGAACAGUUUGCCUGGAGGCAUUUUUAUUGGUACCUAACCAACGAGGGUAUCCAGUAUCUCCGUGAUUGCCUCCAUCUGCCUCCUGAGAUUGUGCUUGCUACGUUGCGCCGGAGCCGACCUGAGACUGGCAGGCCUCGGCCAAAAGGUUUGGAGGGCGAGCGGCCUGCAAGACUCACAAGAGGAGAAGCUGACAGGGACACCUACAGAUGGAGCGCCGUGCCCCCUGGUGCCAACAAGAAAGCUGAGGCUGGGGCUGGGUCAGCAACUGAAUUCCAGUUUCGAGGUGGAUUUGGUCGUAGACGUGGUCAGCCACCCCAGUGAAGAUGGAGAGGAUCAUUUUGUGUUGAAUAAACAUGUAGCCAGAAAAAAAAAAAAAA
Molecule: messenger RNA, 588 nt
Organism: Perognathus longimembris pacificus (Pacific pocket mouse)
Lineage: Eukaryota; Metazoa; Chordata; Mammalia; Rodentia; Heteromyidae
Product: 40S ribosomal protein S10-like
Exons: 1
Coding region: 35-532 (165 amino acids)
Cellular component (GO): cytosolic small ribosomal subunit
Molecular function (GO): structural constituent of ribosome; RNA binding
Source: RefSeq, a predicted model, not a curated record